Entamoeba histolytica HM-1:IMSS is the source of this 1602-nucleotide messenger RNA. RefSeq lists its product as uncharacterized. The transcript has a single exon. The record is from RefSeq and is a predicted model, not a curated record. Lineage: Eukaryota; Evosea; Mastigamoebida; Endamoebidae. Bases 1 to 1602 code for a protein of 533 amino acids.
AUGAUUGCAAUACUAUUAUUCAUUGGAAUUGCAUUUGCUGAUAAUGUAAUUCUUUGUAUGGAUGAAACAAGUGAUAAAUGCCAACAUGCUAUAGAAGUCUCUAAUUUAGCAAGUGGAAAGGAUAAUGCUAAAUGUGUAUUAUAUGGAGAUGGAAAAACAAUUAAAGUCUAUUCAAGUAGUACAUCAGAAACACCAGAUGCAAAUACAGAUGGAGAUGCAGACGACAAUAAGAAAGAAGGAGUUAAAAAAGACACAACUAUUGAAUAUCAUAUUGAAUACUUUACAGAUAAAACAUGUGGAACUAAAGAAAAAGAUGAGACAGUAAAAAAAUUAGAGAAUAAACCAGAAAAUAUUGUUAUUACUGUAACACUUAAAGAAACACCAAGUGAAACAGCUAAAGAAGGAAGUGAGAAUACAUAUGUAGAAUAUAUUGUAGGAGGAGUUUGUAUUAAUAAGAAGAUAUAUGUUCAAACACAAUUUGGAGUUGGAGAGCAUCAAUGUGACGAUAAUGGAGAAAUAGGAAAUCUUGCAAAUAUUAUUACUGAUAAAUAUAAUGGACAAGAAUGUAGAACAGAAAAGAUUAAUGUUGGAAAUAACAAAUAUACAACAGAUAAGGAUAAAGACAUUCAAGAAGUCCAAGAAGUUAAGACAGAAUAUAGUAUUGAAGCUAAAGCAAAAAUUGUAGAGAUUACAAGUGAAGAAGGAGGGUACAUAUAUACAUGUGAAACUGUAGAACAAAGUGUUAUAUGUAAGAAAGGAGAUGAAGUAGUAAGAAUUAAAGAAGGAGAAGCAAUUGCUGAAGGUGUUAAAUGUAAUGAUAAGAAUGGAGAAGUAGAAUGUCAAGAUAGUAAUGUUAAGGUAUAUUUCUUCUCUAAAUGUCAAGAGAAGAAGAAGUUUACGAUUGCAGGAAGUUACUUCCAAGAACUUAAAUAUAGUGAUGAAGAAUGUAAGACAGUUGAAAGUAUAGAAGCUACAAGUAGUAAUAAUUCUAAUCGAAUUAAAUGUGGUGAUACAACGUAUGCAGUCACAUAUGAAAAACAAGAAGAAGAAGGUAUAAUUUAUAGUAAGACAAGUAAUAUUGAAUAUAAGAGUUAUAAAGUUAAUAAAUGUAAUAAGGGAAGUGAAACAAGUAGUAAGAAAGUAGUUAAGACAAGAGAUAAUACAUAUAUAAUUGAAGAGUUUUCAGAUAAAGAAUGUGAAGAACCAACCAGUGUAGAGAAUAUUGGAGACAUUUCAACGGAAGUACCAGUUUCAGGAGCUACAGUAAUUCGUAUCGAGUCCGAUGUUGAAUGUUCAGUUAGUAAGAAAGAAGAAGCAGUUUUUGGAACAUAUAUUAAAGUAGAUAGUUGUGAUGAUAAAAUGAAAUAUGUUAUUUUAAAUAAUACCGUUAUAAAAUACGAAUAUAGUAGUGGAGAAGAAUGUAGUAACAAUGGAGAAGGAGAAGCUAAUGAGAAGAAAUAUGGAUGUGGAAAAUGUGAAGAUAAAGUGAAGACUAUUUGUCCAGGAAACACACCAUCAGGAGAUACAAGUGAUAAUAAUGAUGAUUCAGCAUCAAGUAUGAUGAUUGGUAUUUUAUCAGUUAUUGCACUUUUCUUCUUUUAA